This is a messenger RNA of Racocetra persica, 963 nucleotides long. The record is from the annotation of a GenBank genome assembly. NCBI's taxonomy places the organism in Eukaryota, Fungi, Glomeromycota, Glomeromycetes, Diversisporales, Gigasporaceae.
AUGGAAGAAGUUGUCAGAAGUGCUUUACCUGAUAAUAUGGUACGAGUUUUCUUAAUUAUUUCAAAUUACCUUUUAGGGAUUGGAACUGAAAUGACAAAAUCGAAUUUGUCACGCGAUAAGCACGAGGAUGUUGACAUUUUGAUUAGACAAAUAGGCAUAGAACAUUCUUGGCCCGAAAACCAAGUGAAUUCGGAUAUACAAAUUUUUAAAAAAAAUCGAAUUUUCACAAUAAGGGACUUACGUACAUUAUCAAAAGAGAGCUGGAAGGCUAUAGAAUUACUGCCAAUUGUCAAAGAUUUGUGUCGCGAAGCUAUUACUGGAGAACCUAAUAAUCAAAUAAUUUUUAAAGAUUCAACAAAUCAAGAAGAUGUUAGAAAAAAAAAGCAUAUAACUAAAAAAAUGUCUUUUGAUGCUUUAGCCGCAAGAUUUGGUAUUCACUCGACACAUGAAGCAAGAUUAAAUUAUGCUAAAACUUCUGCUGAUACCACCUCAACUUUAGGACCUAUUCCUUACGAAGAACCUCAAAGUAGUGUAAAUAAUGUGGAAUUAGAUACGAAGAAAAUGUAUUCUAACAGUUUUACUAUAAAACCCAUUCCUUAUACUCCUCAAAAAACCGAAAUUUCUGAUGAAAAUAAUCUUGAUAAUCCUUAUAUUUCUCGAAAAAUCGAAAUUCCUGAUGAAAAUAAUUAUGAUAAUUCUGAUAGUCCGAAACUUUUCAUGCCACCGCCUAACAAAAAAGUGAUUGGAGAUAGGAUGAAAAUCAAAACUGCCUCUGGCAAAAUUUAUGAAGUUGAUAGAUGGUGCCCACACGCUAAAGAUGACCUUGGUGCAAAGGGAAUUGUGAUAGGAUCGAAACUUUUUUGUACUAGGCAUAAAUGGGCAUUUGAUUUAGAAAAUGGCGGGAAAUGUACUACUACUUGCACCGACGCAACAAUCAAUGCCUGCGCGGUCAAUGAUUGGUGA